ACCUUUCCCUCCCUAUUAAGCCACCUCCUCCGACCUCAUUCAUCCCAUUUUAGGAUUGCAGACUUUUAACUUUCUGCAAAAGCACUUCCUCUCGUUGGCUCAAAAGAACUUCCUUCUGUUGGCUUUUGUAAAUUAAAGCAGCAAUGGAGAUCCCAGCCUUCCACCAUUACCAAUAUUUCUUCCCUUCUCACCUCAUCUACCCAUAUCAUUUGGCACCAGAAAACUAUUUGCACUGGACUGAGACCCCUGUUUCUCACAUUUUCUCCGUUGACCUCCCCGGUGUGAGGAAAGAGGAGAUAAAAGUACAAGUGGAGGACUCAGCAUACCUUAUAAUUCGAACACAGAGGAUUGAGGAGGAGGAGGAGUCCACAGAGCAGCCUAGCAGGACCUUCAUGAGGAAGUUCCGGAUUCCGGGUCAGGCCGAUAUCGAACGGAUUUCAGCCAGAUACGAAGCCGGAGUGUUGACGGUCACAGUGCCGAGAUCUUUGAGGAGGGCUUUCUUCAUUGAGCCAGCUGAUGUGCCAGAGAGGCUUCAAGUUCUUGCAAGGGCUGCUUAAUUUCAAAUAAGAUUAAUUAACGAUAAUAUAAUUUAGUUGUUGGGAUUUUAAUUUUUUUUUCUUUUAAUUAUUCUAAGCAUUGGUGGAUUGUGCUUGAUUUGAGUUGUCACAUUAUUGCACAAAUGUUUAGACUAUGUUCUGUUGGUUUAUCUUUAAUUUCUUGCCAUUUGAAGUUAUGUUUAAUGAUGUUUUAUUUAUUUGGUUUU
Molecule: messenger RNA, 763 nt
Organism: Malus domestica (apple)
Lineage: Eukaryota; Viridiplantae; Streptophyta; Magnoliopsida; Rosales; Rosaceae
Product: 15.4 kDa class V heat shock protein-like
Biological process (GO): response to heat; protein complex oligomerization; response to hydrogen peroxide
Source: RefSeq, a predicted model, not a curated record